Molecule: messenger RNA, 3461 nt
Organism: Gekko japonicus
Lineage: Eukaryota; Metazoa; Chordata; Lepidosauria; Squamata; Gekkonidae
Gene: PI4K2B
Product: phosphatidylinositol 4-kinase type 2 beta
Exons: 10
Coding region: 70-1533 (487 amino acids)
Biological process (GO): Golgi organization; endosome organization; phosphatidylinositol phosphate biosynthetic process
Cellular component (GO): plasma membrane; trans-Golgi network; lysosomal membrane
Molecular function (GO): 1-phosphatidylinositol 4-kinase activity
Source: RefSeq, a predicted model, not a curated record
UCAGCCGGCGGUGGGUCGUGGUCGGCGGGGCGCUGGGAAGCCCCGCCGCGCGCCGCCCCCCCCUCCUCCAUGGCGGAGGCCGGCCCUGAGGAGGAGCCCGACGAGGAGCUGCUGGUGCUGGACACGGAGGAAGAGCCGCCGCCGCCGCCGCCGGUGGCCGUCUGUGUGAGGGCGACGCCGGGAGGCGCCGUCAGGGUGAGCCUCGGCGGAGGGGAGGGCGGCGGCGUGGCGCCCGCUUCGGACAGCGAAGACGAAGGCGGGGACGACGAGGAAGAGGAGCCGCUGCUGGGCGCCGCGGCGGAGGCGCCUCCCAGACGGAGCCGCAGGAAGCGCGGGGGGCGGCGCGCGACAGGAAAUGUUGGAAGUACUGCAGAGAUGAAUUUAUUUUUGGAUGAUCCUGAAUUUGCAGAAAUUGUGCAGCGAGCUGAACAAGCCAUAGAAUGCGGAGUCUUUCCGGACAGAAUCUCCCAGGGAUCAAGUGGGAGCUACUUUGUUAAAGAUGCAAAGAAGAAAGCAAUCGGAGUGUUUAAACCAAAAUCCGAAGAGCCUUAUGGUCACCUGAAUCCAAAAUGGACCAAAUACUUCCACAAGAUCUGCUGCCCUUGCUGUUUUGGCAGGGGCUGCCUCGUUCCUAACCAGGGAUACCUCUCUGAAGCCGGUGCCUGUCUUGUGGACAGCAAACUGGGACUGGGAGUGGUCCCUAAAACAAAGGUUGUGUGGAUUGUCAGCGAGACCUUUAACUACAGUGCAAUAGAUCGCGCAAAAUCAAGAGGCAAGAAGUAUGCUUUAGAAAAAGUGCCAAAGGUGGGGAAAAAAUUUCAUCGAAUAGGACUACCUCCAAAGGUCGGCUCCUUCCAGUUGUUUGUCGAAGGCUACAAAGAGGCCGACUUCUGGCUCAGGAAAUUUGAAACUGAACCUUUGCCUGAAAAUACCAGGAAACAGUUUCAGUCGCAGUUUGAAAGAUUGGUUGUGCUUGAUUACGUCAUCAGGAACACAGACAGAGGCAAUGACAAUUGGCUAGUCCGGUAUGAAAAGCAGAGUGAUGGAGCUGACUGCUCAGAUAAGGAUAUCCAGUGGAUUAAUGAAAAGGAACCUGUCAUUAAAAUUGCAGCGAUUGACAAUGGCUUAGCUUUUCCCUUCAAACAUCCUGAUGAGUGGAGAGCCUAUCCGUUCCACUGGGCUUGGCUGCCACAAGCAAAGGUCCCUUUUUCUCAAGAGACGGUGGAUUUGGUUCUUCCUCGUAUCUCUGACAUGAACUUCGUACAGGAUCUUUGCGAAGAUCUUUAUGAGCUGUUCAAGACUGACAAAGGGUUCGACAAGGCUACCUUUGAAAAUCAAAUGUCUGUCAUGAGAGGGCAGAUACUUAAUCUUACUCAGGCACUAAAGGAUGGGAAGAGUCCUCUGCAACUUGUACAGAUGCCUCGUGUGGUUGUGGAGAGAAGCCAAGGUGGGACGCAAGGACGGAUCGUUCAUCUGGGCAAUGCAUUCACUCAGACGUUUCAUAGCCGGAAGCCUUUUUUUUCUUCCUGGUAGGAGCUGGAUAGAAGGCUUCGUUUUAGCAAAAAUCUAUGGUGUCAAGGUUUCACAAUAAUGGAAUUCUGCUGGACACAGAGUGCUGGACUGCCAAAACCUCAAAACCUUUUAGGCUUUGUAUUUUGAAUGUAAUAAGUUUACAGUUUGUUUAAAAUUGUGAAAUUCUGCAUCAGGGAAAAUGAGGAACUUGUCCGAUGCUAUAUUUUUGUAGGCAGAGUUGAUGUUUUCUGUACUUAAGAUUAAAGGGGGGAGACGAAGUUUACAAUGCCAAAGACUACUUUUGAUUAUAAUGUAAGAACCGUUACGUUGGAGAGAAACGUCAGAAAUCGGUCUGUCUUUAUUAAAAAUGGAGCAGAGCCUUUCCAUUACUCGUCUGCGAAAGUCCUGCCCGACAUUCUUCCUUAAUAUCAAAGUUCUCCAUGGGUUCUUAGAGCUCUGUGUAGUCAGACAUCACAGAGUUGUCUCUUCAAUGGGACCAGUAUCGCUACUUGCACAUUUGGAAACAAAGGUCAUGAAGGGUAAUUAAACAAAUUCCACAAAAAUACAGGAGGGGGAUUUAUUUCAUGGUUCUCCAGAACGUUUUUACUGAAUUCUGCUGCUCAGUUCCCAGCCUCACCGUCCUGCUUGUGAGGAAAGGUGGAAGCGAGCCUUUAAUCACGCAUAUGCCCUGCCUAAGAGAACUUGGCGCAUAGAGCAUAUUGUGUUAUUGGAGCUUGCACACUUAGAUAUGUGCCUCGGCUCAACUCCCUCGAGAAGGGAUAGAUUAUUAGUGGGACCUGUGGGCAUACUUGUGUGGGUCAUAGAUGUGAAUAUGAAUUGGAAGCUUGUCCCUCCAUCCUGUUGUCUAUAGAUGGAAUGUGAGGGUGUGUGUGUGUAAGAACCCAUUGUAAGCUCAGUUCCAGGUAUUUUCCUCGCCGUUGAGCCAACCUAAUGUUUAAAGGUACCACUAGGGGAAGAGAAGAUAAAAGCACAAGAAUGCCUUUCUACUUCUUACCGAGUCUUAAAAUACUCCCAAGGUUUUGUUUUUCUUGCUGCAGGCCAAGUUAUUCAGGGUUAGUUUUUUCAUGCUUAAAGAAUGCACUUAAAAAGCUUGUCUCCACUUAGAGCUGUAUGCAUUUGUGUUACUGUACUUCUUGGUCCUGAGAUUUUGUGAGUUGUUUUUAUGACUGAUGUACUGAAUUUUUUUUCUUUAGGACAAGAUUUCUGCUAUGUUUCAUCACAGCCUUUUAUUGCAUUUUUCCCCUUUCCUUUUUUAAUUGCAGUCAAUGUCAGUUCUUCAGCUUAACACCAAAGUUGAAUCGUGUCCACUGGUAGUAUGCUAGAAUCCUUGCCCUGAUGUUAGAUCCCAAUUUCGUAGCCGCCAAAUCUUAUCAGAAUGAGAAAGGUUUGCAGAUUGGCUCAUUUUGUGGGCUCCCAUCCAUUUCUCAUCACAAAAAUCCUCAGCAGUCUGGGGACUCUGUUGCUGAAUAUAACUUUAUUCUGAAAUGUCAGUUGCAGAGCUAAUAAUUUUAGACCCCUUAGUUGUACGUUGUUGUUUUUUUUUAAAUUCAGUGUUAUACUUGAAUGUCAGGACCUCAAGUAAUGCCUGUAGCAAAGAUUGCUUUUUUAUGAAAGUUCUCUGUUAAGUGUUUCUGGCAAUGCUGUAUUUUAGGCUGCUGAGCAAUACUUCUGAACUAUUUGAAGUGGUCACUUUUUGGAUUCAUACGAUUUGGGAGUUGGUAAACCAAUUAAUGUAGUAUGUUGGGAUGAUAUACUUGAUAUACUAAAAUGUCUAAGCCUUAAAUUAAAAUAUAAAAUUCAUUGUACUGUGGCUUGAGAAAACAAAGUUGUCAACUUUAUACAUUUACUGUGGUUUCUGUUUUUAUCAAUACUCUUAAAUUUUUUGAAGGAGGUAUUAUCAGACUCUGCUCACAUAAGACAAUAAACGU